UGCGUUGACGUUUUAAGCACGGUCAGCAAAAUCAUUCAUUAAAGUCUAGCACUGUUCUAGAACUUGUUCAGUAUACAUGUGAUCAGUGCCACAGGUCACACUGGCUCAGUCCCACAUCAACAAAGAAAGGAAAACAAUUACUAUGGCUGGGGGUAAGUGAAACUAUUUUUUGUUAAUAGGCGUAUUUAUACAUAACCAUCGAAACGGCAUUGUACGGAAAUAACUGUACCAUUCAAAGUGCUAUCUGUAAUCUGCUUUGCACGCGAUAUUCGGUAAAAGUAAUUAAGUCGUCAUACUGAUAUGCAUGCAUAUACUGCAUCAGUACAUGUACAGGCAUCAUACAAAUAACAACCCUAUAUAAGGCUAUAUAUUCAUUUUCUGCUUUUUUGCAUGAACGCCUUUUUUCAUGCAACUAAGGGCAACUUUUCACCUUGUGUUUAUCUGAUGUCGAGAAAUAUCAGCCCUCUUGCUGGGGCUGUCUCGCUUCCGUAUUAAAACGACACUUAAAGUUAAAUGGCUUCCUUCAAUUCAUCUAUUUUAUUACGAAGACGUCCAAAAUCUUAUUCUGCCAAGCAAAGUUUCGCCAGUUGAAUAUUGUUUUACACUGAUCAAAUUUCUAUACUGAUAUUAAUAUUGUCACAUCAAAUACAGACCGGUGCAUUCACACAUUAUAUAGGCCUAUACAUGAAUAUUAUAUACAUGCAUACACAUGCCACAAUAACUUAAUAUAUUUAGCUGGCCUUUUCGAUCAUAUAAUGUUAUAACCUUUACGGCUUUAGAUAUACCAUAACAUGCUUCAUAAGUGUAAUGCUUAAAAUGCAAUGCUGGCAAUACAGUGAUAUAAUUUCAUGGAAAUUUGUUUCAUCAAGAAGUUAGUACGUGGAUGGUCAAAGGCGUCUCGAUCUAUACCAGUAUAUCUCAUGCAACUUUGGUCGAGAUCACUGCAUUCUUAAAAGUUAAAAUGAACAUAUUGCACUAUAGCUACUCCGACCAACACCGUGACUUUGAACCUAGAGAAAUUAAGCAGUGAAUAUAAUUAUCAAUAGUAUAGUAGUGUCGUCAGUGGCGAAGCCUAGCGAUGGCAACUGGUCAUGUUAUACUGUAUAUACUCAGUGGCGAAGCUAGCCACAGCCAACAGGUCAUGCUACAGUAGCCUAUGUAACUAAUUUUCAUUAUUCAAACCUCGAUUCAAACCAUAGAAAUAAUAUAUAGGUAAUAUAGAUUAUCUCAGUGAGUAUUAUUUCUGUCAUUCAAAUCUUUAGAAACGUACUGCAUGUCUAUAACCUAUUUAUAGACACAGGUUUAUUAGAUACAGAUUUAUUAUUCAUUAUUUAUGAUUUAUGAUUUAUUUUUUUAUAGAUACAUGUUUAUUAUAUAUUACACCGGUGAUCCGCAUAUGUAAGCUGUCCAAGUUUUGUGUCUUGUUCAGUCAUAUGCAAUUCAUACCUCAAAUCAAAUUUACAAGUCAUUUGAGUAUUGAUUGGAAACAUGUUUGUCUAAUGUGGACUAUUGUUUAUAUCAAAGCAUCCUUCAAAACAUUUUUAUCAUAUUAUAAAAGCGUCCUACACAACUUGGAGAACAACAUGUAUAUUUUCACCAUGCAUUUCAUUGCAGAUCCUUCCCUGAUACAAUGUGCACUGAUCACUAUCUUAAUUCCCAUUCAUUUCACCAGUACCAUAUAUUCAUCUAUACAUAUUGUUUUCAGUGGAUUUUCAAGGCAAGGCACGUAUUUAAAAGACAUCCAAUGAAAGAAAAUAAAUAAACAAAAUAUUGGGUCAGCACUAGGCAGGCAUGAGUAAUUCUCUGGCUUCCCUUUAUGGUCAAUAUAUAGAUGAUGGGCCUAUAGAUACAAUGUUUAUGAAAAUUUCUGGGAAAUAUUUCUGUGAAAACAUCUUUCAAAUUUAUUGCAAAAUGGGUCUUAGCAAACCAUUCCAGAAUACACUGGACUUACAGUUAUCUGCAUGCAGUCAUGGUGAACAACCAUCAGUUACAUUUUACUGACUUCCUGAUUAACUGUAUAAAGUAUAAAAUUAUAGUUUUUGUUAUAUAAUUACACAUGAGAGAAGAAUUUGGAAGCACUAUUUAUUUUGAAGACUCCUGCAUUUAAAUAAUUGAUCAUGUCGGCUUGAAAAUGCAGUUAAAACUGUAUAGUAACUUCUUUUGAAGAUUUUUGUUCCCAUGCUCAGUUCUUGAGAUAUUUCAUUUUGUUUGUAACCAUGUGACGUCAUUUACUCAAUCACACAUGUAAUGAGAUUAACAGUAAUUGUUGUGUAUCUUUGCUAUUUUUAUCAAAUAUUUCCAACGAUGCGGCGCGUUAGUUAAACCUACAUCAUGAAGCAUACUGGGUUUUAUUUAACAAAUCCGUCAAAAAUAACAUUCACUGAUAUAUAAUGGUAUAUAUGUGUUAUAUAUGUAAUUGAGUAGAUGACGUCACAUGGUUUCGAACAAAAUUAAAUAUCUCAAGAGCGACCAUAUAUGGGAACCAAUUUUUUCAAAAGAAGUUACUUUAUAAUUUUAGGAGUUCUUUCGUUUGAGACAACUGAAAAUUUUAAUGACAGUGCCACCUUAAAACAACCCAUACAUUCAUUCGGUUGUCUCAGAUUCAUUUGGAUAGUGACAAAUGCAAGUGCACGUGCAUGAUUCUGUAUAUCAUUGGUUCAGUUAAGCAUUUAAGUUAACACUGUAAAACAUCUCUGAGUAGUUUGAGUCAAAACGUAAGCAAAAUGAGCAAAUUUACCCAACUAUUUUGAAUAAAGUUUACUAAAUUUACUUAUCUUUCUUAGUGAACUUUUCCUUUUCUCAAAAAAAAAAUGAGUAAAAUAAUAAUUUCCUUAUAAAUUUAGGCCCCGUUUACACUGUAGCCUACCUGAUUCGCUGGUCACGACGUCAGUUUUAACAGUCAAUGAAAUAGCCUAAACAUUUAUAAUGGCAGUAACAAGCAGAAGCAUGCGGAAGUUAUAGAAAGAGUAAAUCUUUGUUGUUAAACGUUGCUCCUGGGCAGCAAACGAAGAUGUCGUGACCAGUGAAUCCAGUACAUUGUAAACGGGGUCUUAAGCUAUUUACUUGAUAUCAGUUGCGUCACUCUGGGUGCACUUACGUUUUGCAGUCAAAAUAUUUUCCAGUGUUGAAUUCAAAUAUAUUGUAGGUAGUUAUAAUUUAAAACCUAUUAGUUUAAUAUGUAUAUGAUCAGUGAAAAAUUAAACGAUAUCCCAUUUUCAUUGAGCGGAGUCUAUACGUACACUUGCAAGUCAAACGAUUGUUCAAGUUAUUAUGUCCGACUUCCCAUAAACUGGCCAAAGGAUAUGAUUUUGAGUGUUCUUAAUAUAUUGGAUAAGUAAUUGAAGGAUUCAUGUGACGAUUUCACAAAGAGCAUAUACUUUAAUCUUUGGCAAUGGAACAACUUGUUGAUGGGAUUACGUUCUAUUUACAUAUUUUAUUAAAGUCAUCCUAUUUAUUGAAAAUGUACUUGUAUAUAUAUUAUUUUAUAUCAUAGGAUUGUGCUUCUCAUGCAUAUUGAAUUUAGACUCGACUGCGUAACUUGAAUCCCAUUUUCCUGGAUAAUGUUGACAAUAGCAUAAUAAUAAUAAUAAUAAUAAUGGAAACUUUAUUUAUUGAUUAUUAGGAUAUAUACAACUACAAUGAUAAACCUCGCUUUACAGGUAGUUUAUCAAUGUCUACUUGAAUUGAUACUAUAUGUUUAUUGUACAAUAAUUAUUUUAAGAAGGAUUAUAUUAACAUUAAUUUUGGGUUAUCCCACACCUUGUUUCGUUUACAAAAUACAUAAUAUGAUGUUCGUAUGCAUAUGUUCACGAUUUGCUUUUUUAUGUAUUUACAUAAUAAUAAUUAUAAUAAUAAUAAUAAUAAUAAUAAUAAUAAUAAUAAUAAUAAUAAUAAUAAUAAUAAUAAUAAUAAUAAAAAUAAAAAUAAUAAUAAUAAUAAUAAUAAUAAUGUCAUCUUAGACUUAAUUAGUUAUCAGUUAUCAUUAUCAUAUUAUUAUCAUAUUAUUAGUUAUCAGUAUAUCAGUAACACACAGGUAUACCAUGCCAUUCAACCAUACCACACUAUAUCAUGACACACCACACCAUAUACCACACCAUAGCAUCAUACCAUACCAUGCACACCACACCAUCUUUUACCAUUCCAGUUCAUACCGCACCAUAUCAUACCACACAAUAGCAUACUUUAAUUCAUUAUUGAGUCGGUUUUCUUUGAUGUACCGACUUGAAUAUUAGUUAGCUGAAAAGAUGAAGGAAAACUCAGAAAAUCGACGUUCAAAGCAGACAAAUCAAACAAAACUUUGUUGGAAAACCUCCUCAACCAUGAAUUAAAUAUGAUAAACACCUCGAAAGUCGGGAUUUAUGUGAUUAUGUCGGAUAAUGCCCUCGGACGCUGCGCGUCCUUCCUCGGUGUUUAUCCUAUACCAUGCAUAUGUAAUUACUACUCUACUAUAGUAUACCAUAUUACACCAUCGAUUCCAUACCAUUCCGUAUCAGAGUAUAUUAUGCCCAUACAACACCAUACCAUGCCACAUUAUCCAAUACCAGUCCAUUCCAUACUACAUCACACCCAAAUCACACCAAAACGUACAUAUAGCCACAACAUUUCAUCCCAUUCAGCUCACACUACACCAUAUAUCCGCAUACCCCACCAUCCAAAAUAUCAUUACAUCCAUGGCCGCACCACACCAUGCAUACUAUUAUACCAUGCAUACUAGCAAGUCAAACUAUAUUAUACCACGUGAAUUAUUCACCGAGUUACUCAUUAAGCCAUCUGAGAAAUAACUUUAUUAACGACAAGCAAUAUAUACAAAUUUAAGAUCACCCGAACUGACCAAUCUAAUUAAUUAUUUCAGUUUGCCCAUUUAGGAAUUAAGCCUACACUAUAACCCUUCUAUAACUACAACUUUUCUUCUAUAAUUUUCUAGCCUAUAGAAUUUAACCAAGAAAUGUUAAAUACCUAUUUGAUAUAAACAAGUUUUGUUAUUAGAUUUCUGAAACAAAAAUGAUCAGUGUUUAUGACUCAUUUUUAGAAGAUAAUUUCUAUAUAGAAGAUAGUUUAUAUAUUCUCUUUUAUUUAUAUAAUGAACCAAUCGCAAUGCCUGUUCAUAUAGAUACUGGACCACUGACUACAAAAAGAAGCAAGUACUCGCGAUCUAGUACUAGAAAGUCAGUUUAUCUGUGGGAAUUUCUCUUUGGUUUACUGGAAGACGAUGAAUGUGCUUCAGUUAUAUCCUGGACCAACAAACUUGAAGGGAUAUUUACAUUAAAAAACACCAAUGAACUUGCCAAGCUAUGGGGAACUGUUAAAAAUAAACCGAACAUGGACAAGUACAAACUAUUUAGAGCGAUGAGGAAUUAUUACAACACAGGAAUGCUAAGAAAGGUGACAUAUUUUUCUUUAAUAGACCUGGGGCACGGAGGCGUGGUAGCCGUCGCUGAAAUUUAAUACUCGAAAUAUUUCUCGAGGUCUUGUGGGGAAUAUCAUCGCUAAGAAUUCAAAAAUAUAUUCCAAAGAUUCUCAAUCGUUUGGUACAGAUGGCUGUGCAUGAAUAAUGAGUUAGAUUUGCAUGUCAUUGUCGAGGAAAGCAACCAUUAGUUAAGUGAUAGGGAUGACAGGGAUGUGACUAUGCCUGAAAAUACAAGGGGAGCUUCAUAGAAGGAGAACUAUUUUUUCAUGCAGGUAGUUGUAUCCUUAUUAAUCCAAAGUUUCCUUAUUAUUGGCAAUAUCUACCGAAUCGAACCUGCGGCCCUGCGAUUCCGGUGCAGAGCUCUAGUUCUAAUCAACUGAGCUACAGAGAGACAGUUGUCGAGCUUUAAUCUUUUCUUCAUAGUUGGAAGUAAUAUACUUUGAAUAUCUACAAAUUUCAGCAGGGUCAGUGGAAAAAUAUAAAAACAACUCACAACAGUAAUUCUCAUUACAUCGCAUUAAUUAUUUUCAGUUUCUAUAUUUUCAGGUGAAAGGACGUAACAGCAUGUAUCAAUUUGUAUCUAUACCGUACGAAACAGAAGGCUGUGAAACUUGUAGUAAGCCGCCCGUUGUUGGAUCUCCCGCCGAGUACAGUCUUACAAACUCAGACUGGUGCGAAAGACUGACAGAUCAUUUUGAAAGAAUUCGAACAGCCGACAAUUGUAGCAGAACCGUAGAUUAUCGGAAAAGUACCGAAAACAAUGGUAAAAGUACCACAGAAAAUUGUGAACAGAUGGAGGAGAGCUUCAAUGAAUCAAACGGUUACAUCGUUUCGAGAGCAACAAGCUUGUCAGGAUAUUCUAUGUCGAGUGAUAGUAUCAUGAGUACAAAAAGUUCGGACGAACUACAAGCGGACUUGCUGAAUAUCGAUAUUAAGGAGCAGAUCAGUGAAAAUGACUGACAAUACAGUUUUGUUCUAGUGUCUAAUGAUGACAAUAUAAUAGAUAACAACGAAGUACAACAUAAUUUAAUUAUUGAAUAUUGAGCUAGGUUCGAUGAGUUUCGAUGUGUUUUCCAUGCCCCAGAGACUUAAUUUACGCCUGUAGGACAUGCAAUCCAACCAUAGCAAUUAAAUUAUGGUGAAUAAAACUCACAAUUAAUGUUAUCAAUCAUAUGAAUUUAGCGCAGUAUGAGGAGGUUGUUUAUGAAUUAUGAAGUGUGUACCCGUGUUCUUAAAAGAUUUCCUUUUUUCCCUUGUUCCCCACAAAUACUUCACCAUGCAUGCUCCCUUGUUCUCCCAGCUUAAAUGUUAAUCCCUUACUCCUAUGGCUAUGAUUUUUAGCUUUGUUGUUCCCGUGUCAGUCCCAUUGCAAAAUAUAUAUGCUUUGUUCCAGAGGCCGCGGAAGCAUUUCGAAAGUGGAGGGGCAUUGGCCAAAAGGGGCACUUUUGUAUAUGACCAAAAUCAAACGAUUUUAUGUCGUUCACGAGCUGAACGAAAAUUUUUGAAAAUAUGAGUCUCUAUAACGUCGGAAAUCUGGCCUUUACACCGAGAAAGAGGGCACUUUCUUUCCAGCAAAAGAGGGCGUUCAUUCAAGAAAUACUUUUUUCGUUCGUUAAAUGGGGCACUUUAGCCCAGAAAAAAG
This is a messenger RNA of Paramuricea clavata, 7049 nucleotides long. The record is from the annotation of a GenBank genome assembly. Lineage: Eukaryota; Metazoa; Cnidaria; Anthozoa; Malacalcyonacea; Plexauridae.